UUAUCUCAUCACGUGUUUGGUUGUGAUCGUAUAAAAUUAACCUUUGCAAAUAAGCAAUAAAUUUAUCACUGGCCGUUGUUUUACUGUUGGGUGUAAUAGUGAGGCUAUUUAGUCAGUCUAAACAAGGAUUGAUCGAACCACGUAUUAUUUUUACUUUGCAUUAAAGCACAAAGGAAGUUAUGUUUCGUCAAGCACAGCAAAAUCGAGUUAAAUUGCAGACAGUGUUUAAGAGAUUUGCAUCUUUUGUGCCAGUAGAGUUUAACACAAGUCUUAAGCAACAUGGUUCACGCAUCAAAGGACGGAAGUUUCUGCCAGGCUCUUCUCAUAAAGAUAUGCCAGAAUUCUUAAGCUACACACACAACCCCAACCUAAAAUCUGUUCGCUUCGAAGGUGACAAAAGUAAAGUUGCUACUGCAGUACGAGAAUACAUAGACGCUAAUCUGCAAAGCAGCAGCGCGAUAUUAUUUAAAGGUCUUCCAAUCGAGAGCGAACACGAUUUCAACCGCAUAGUUACAGCCACAGAUUAUAAAAUGAUGCCAUAUGUAGGGGGCAUCGCAAGUCGAGAUAGCUUAGUUGAAAAAGUAUACGAAGCAAGCAACGAACCCAACGAGAUUAGUAUUGACUUACAUAAUGAGAUGUCGUACCUAAAAUGGUUUCCGCAGAAGAUAAUGUUCUGCUGCAUCACCCCUCCAACGAUCGAUGGAGAAACUCCAAUUUGUUUCAACAGGGAAUUAUUGCCAGAGCUUGAUCCAAGAUUUGUCAAAAAGAUGGAUGAAAAAAAAAUCCGAUAUAUCAGAAAUUAUGCUCAUGAGCACUCGAAUUACAUGUCAUGGCAGUCUAUUUUCGAGACUAACUCAAAAGAGCGUGCAGAAGAAGUAUUGAAGUCUUUAAAUAGCGAAUGGAAAUGGCGUUCAGAUGGUACCUUGACGAGUUCGCAUAUCGGUGAAGCUUUUAUAACACAUCCAGAAACGAAAGAAAAAAUCUGGUUCAAUCAAGUACCAGCAAUGCAUAAUUCGUUCUAUUGUAACCAUCCAGAUUUUUAUGAUCAACCCGAAUUAAAAACAGAAGAAUUCCCUUUUCAUGUGAGUUAUGGUGAUGGUGAAGAAAUGGAGUUGGAGUUCAUACAGCAGCAUCGAAUUGCACAAUGGAAAUUAGCUGUCGGAAUUAAGUGGGAAAAGGGAGAUUUGUUAGUUUUGGAUAACUUAUUAGCACAGCAUGGGCGAAUGAGUUAUGAAGGGGCAAGAAAGAUCGUUGUUGGUUUAAUUGUUGAUUAAUUUUUCGUACGAUAAACUUGAAUAAUUUGUAAUGCUUUGAAACUGAAAAAAGACUGAAAAAAUUUUUGUAGCGGUAUCUUAAUAUGGCAAAAUAUAAUCGUAUUUUUUAUAA
This is a messenger RNA of Hydractinia symbiolongicarpus, 1386 nucleotides long. RefSeq lists its product as uncharacterized. The record is from RefSeq and is a predicted model, not a curated record. The coding region runs from base 180 to 1274 and encodes 364 amino acids. The transcript is spliced from 4 exons. Gene Ontology annotation, molecular function: oxidoreductase activity. Lineage: Eukaryota; Metazoa; Cnidaria; Hydrozoa; Anthoathecata; Hydractiniidae.